CGUUCACUCCUUCCUCUCAUGUGAAUUAUCGCGAUAUGCUUUGGGGUCAUGGUGCUCAUGGACCCACACUUGCCGUCCUAGAACCGGGCCCGAUCUUCAGUCUUGAUCUGAAAUUCCUCUCAGCUUUCCAUCCUGAGGACUUUUCUCCCACCUCGUCGCCCCGCGCAGCGAGCUGUCACUUUCUUGCAGACCGAGGUCUGGCUUCCUUCAUCCUACCUGGGGCAACAACAACACGUCUUCAUGCUCUUCUAUUCACUCCAACAAGCUCACUAAUCCUCGAAAGUAACGCCGGAGCCAUGCACUGCUUCGGCGUCGCAAAAGCGGCACGCUUCCUCCUGCUCUUAGGGCUGUGGGCGCACUGCGCCUCUGGCCUAGGAUGGGGUCGUCGUCAGCGAUCUCCUGCUCAUGAGCCUGCUCAGCAGGUGACCAGCGGAUUAUGGGUCGCACCAUCAGUCGGCUUUCCGUCGUCUGAGUCCACUGAGAAGCGUCUCCGCCUCCCAGAUGUCUACGUUGCGGCUUUGCGGGAACUUCAAGAGCUCGAGUCGGAGCCUCUAUGCCACAGGAUCGCCGCCCGUCUGCUUGUCACGAAUUGUCAGUUGGUCGACGGCAAGGAUGAGGCCACUGUUCUCACGGACAGCGGAAGACAAGUUCGAGACUUCAUCGAGGCCUAUGCAGCGAGUCUAGCACUGUGCGACCUGGAACGGGGCGGUUUCCAGAUCUCGCCUGCCUGCUCGCCCUUCAGAGAGCCGGUGCUGUCUAGGAUCUCAAUCCAUGAAGAUGCUGGCCUGCACGUCUCUUCCUCGCAAAUCCAGACAUGCAUAUCCAGUCUCCGCUCUCCUGACUCAGCCUGGGGAACCUACAUCAGCUAUCGUCACAAAGCACUCCAGUUCUGCGAGGCCGCCAGGGUAGACCAAGAAAAAGCUCGAAACAUACUUGUCUUCCAGAAGCUCGUCAAGGUGACGGAACAGCUGGUGCGCGGUGUCGAGAUCGAUCUGCAAGCCCGCAUGGAUGAUCUAGAUCUGAGGACCAAUCAGGCUAGUCAGGCACUUGAUCAGCUCAACCCCAAACUUGACAGUCUGCGUGAUGGCCUGCGAGACAUGCAGAUGAAUCAAGAAGGCCUCAAGCGGUCGUUGCAAGCCUCAUCCGCCCUCGUCCGCGGCGGCCUGGAAGACGCAACCAGCCUCCAACAGCUCUUGAAAAUCAUUGUCGAUGCCGCCCUCGACCAGAACUCCCGAUUCGCCGCAGCCCACGAGCAAUCCAUUUCUCGGGUCGCGCGUGUCGACAGCGCGACCGAGAAGGCCGCCAAGCAGAUGGACCUACUUGUGUCUGUCAUGACCACCACCGCAGCGUCAUCCAUAUCGCUUCAUCGGCAGCUUGAAAUUUCCCGCCUCCAGGCUACUCAGCUCGCAGAGAGGCAGGACUUUGUUGAGACGGGCCUGAUUCGGCUGGCAAACUUGACGGAAGACCUCGCAUCCAAGUACGAGAACCACACCAACAGCAUCCAGUCCGUGCACAACCUCACGCAGAGCCUCGUUGGCACGCUGACUGACGCAAACACCAUGGCUUCGAACGCCAAAAACGCACUCUUUUCGUGGAGCAGCAACUGGCUACCUUACGCACUCUAUCCUAUAUUUUUUGUCCUUGCAGGAUCCUACGGCCUCUCGCCAUCCAUCUUCCGGAACCUCUGGCUGGCGGCUCUUAGCGAGGGCGUUGCCGUGACGGUCGCAUCUUGGGAUGCGUGGGUAAACUACUUUCUGUCUUUCGUGGGGGCGUGAAACGCUACUGGAAGCAUAUUCUUCUUUGAAGACCAGGGGAUUAGGGCCCGGCGCACCCUUCUUUGCUCCUGAUAGCUCUCGCGAGCUCGCAUCUAUCAUCAUAUGGGGUGGUCUCGGUACACCACAGCGGGAGCUCUUUGGCUCUUCCUCUUUUGUUAUCCAACAUCUCUAUCAUUUUGCUCCAUCUUGGAACCGACAACAACGGAGUUGGGGAGAAACUAGGGACGGGAUAUGGCGGACUCAGUAUUUCCUUUGGAUUUUCGGCUAGCUGGACAUGGCUGCUUGAAGGGACCACAGAACAGAGCAUAUUCUAUACCAAUCCAUAGCCGCCUGCAAAUGAAGAGAAAAAUCUCCCGUGAG
Molecule: messenger RNA, 2135 nt
Organism: Gaeumannomyces tritici R3-111a-1
Lineage: Eukaryota; Fungi; Ascomycota; Sordariomycetes; Magnaporthales; Magnaporthaceae
Exons: 5
Coding region: 36-1775 (579 amino acids)
Biological process (GO): karyogamy involved in conjugation with cellular fusion; nuclear membrane fusion involved in karyogamy
Cellular component (GO): endoplasmic reticulum membrane
Source: RefSeq, a predicted model, not a curated record